UUUGCGUGUAUCUGUUCGAUGUCACAAUAUGUUGUUGGCGAUGCUAAUUCACACGACUGUACAGUUGUCAGUUACAGCUCAACAAAACCUUACACCAUUUGGCAUAGCUACACAAAGCACUGUGUAUGGAGGAACUUUAAGUAAUCCAAACAAUGCUAUACUACCACCAAUCUCAAAUGAAUUCGAUUUGAAUAUAUGUUCCCACACAAAAGAUGGAAAUGAUCCAUCUGCAGACUGGUGGAUGUUUCAAUUUUCUUUCGAAUUGGCGUACAUCACAGAUAUAACUAUUUACUACAGAGAAGACUUUGCUUAUCGGAUGGAUGGAUUCAAGUUAUAUGUAACCAACACAUCAACUAUUCCACCUAAUGGUUAUCUAUGUUAUGAAGAUCCUGAUCCAGGUCUCCCAAACAUCACUCAGAAUAUUCCGUGUUAUAAAUCUGGAAAAUACGUUAUCUACUACGAUACUAAAGGCGAUGAAUUUUAUGGACCUGUUGUUGAACUGUGCUACGUUGCUAUAAAUGGAUGCCCAAAAGGUAUGUGGGGACCUAACUGUACCGAGGCAUGUUCAUCUAUAUGUAUAAACCAACAAUGUCAUCCUGAAAAUGGUUCCUGCAUUUGGGGAUGUGAUGCCCAAAGAUGUGUAAAUGGAAGAUGUAAUACACAUACGGGUUUUUGUACUGAGGGUUGUGUAACAGGAUGGAUAGGACAAUACUGUACCUGUGGCAAAUACAAGCAUCGUAAACCAACUAGUCCUCCUAAUGGAAAUAUCUGUAAUGAAGAUCAUGAGCCUGGUUUACAAACCCCUUCAGAAAACUUCCUUUUGUCAACUUGA
Molecule: messenger RNA, 832 nt
Organism: Mytilus trossulus (common blue mussel)
Lineage: Eukaryota; Metazoa; Mollusca; Bivalvia; Mytilida; Mytilidae
Exons: 5
Coding region: 29-832 (267 amino acids)
Source: RefSeq, a predicted model, not a curated record